Molecule: messenger RNA, 5067 nt
Organism: Symbiodinium sp. CCMP2592
Lineage: Eukaryota; Dinophyceae; Suessiales; Symbiodiniaceae
Source: the annotation of a GenBank genome assembly
AUGCUAAGCCGUAUGCUGGCUGCAUGCCUUGGCGCCAGCUCCGUGAUGGGCCAGUGCCCGAACCAUCCUCACCUGGAUCUGUGCUCUGCCUCGACAACCGCAGAAGACAUGGACGUCAACGGUGGAGGUCGCAACUCAGCCUGGAUGGCAUGGGCUCUGCCUUUGCUGGCCGCUCGACCCUCCUUUGUCACUGCUUUUUUCGCUCUCGCUGUGGCAACGGGUGCAGAUGCCCAGAGCGGAAUGUCCUGUGGCAACAUCCGCACUUUCUACCAAGCCCAGAGCUGUUGCGGGGAGUCGGAGCGGGCUCUCGACUUCAGCAGCAGCGAAGGCAGCAGCUUCAGCAACUCAGUUUGUGAGUCUGGCAGCCCGGUGGGGGUGUGCCACUGCGAGAAGGCCAUGCAGCUGCUGUCGCAGGUGGAUGGCGUGCAGUUCCCGGUCGAGUUCUGUGCCCACAUGGCUGCUGUGAAGCCCGUUGGCUUUCAUGACCAGCCUAUCUGUGAGGCUUCGGAUGCCGGCAACAAUGCUGCUUAUUUGGUGGACGGCAUGGCCGGCAACACCAACUUCCCACAUGGCAACAUCAAGGUGCUGGCGACCGUGGGCGAGGUCGAUCCCACGACAGGUGCCAUGCUCACAGGCUGUACUGUUCAAACGAAGCGUGGCGUCCCAGACGGCCUGGGGGCAUACCUGAAGGAUGCUAGCACGGUGCGGCUGAUCUAUCAGAGCGAAGCAUAUGGCCAGCCGCAUGAGCCGCAGAAAGACACCGGGCUUGUGACAUCCAACCCGGAGUCCUUCCCCUGGGCGGUGAACAGCAAGAGUGCUAGCUUCACCGGGUCUCACAUCCACUACAUCGACUACGAUCGCAGCAUGCUGGCCAGCUUCAUGGACGACAACGCGCCUUCCAAAGCGCAAGGCAUGGUGAAAGGAGCAGGCAAUGCCGUGAGCAAGGCCUACAACCUGAAGCGGGAGCUUGUGGGGCCGCGGAAUCGCACGGGCGACGGCCUCCAGCCCACCACUUCCAAUGUGCACGAGAGCAACGUGGACGUGAACGGCAAUUACAUCGUCGGGAGCACCGCCACAGCUCCCAGCAAAGCGGAUUGGCUCAUGCAGUCCCUCUGCUCGGCACACCUGGAGGUGAGGCACCAGUGGGGAAAUGGCAUGGGCGUUGAGGACGACCUCUUCAUCACCAAUGAGGAGUGGAUCACUUACCCUACGGACUCCAUGCCCAUUGGUUUGCCCGUGCAUGUCUUGAACCUGGCGACAGGCGAGCUUUGGGCCACGGCGGCUUUCACUCUCGGUGGCCAUGAGAAGGUGGUGGAAGUGAACAGCGGUCACAGAGACUACGUGGCCUUCGUGCCUUCAGGCUACAACGGCGCCUUUGGUCUUUCCGACGACUCUGCUGUGCUCGCUGCCCGCAACGCCGCGUAUAGCAGGACGGAUGGCAAUCCAUACGUGUAUCCGCAAGACAUCGUGCCUACGAAGCUCUACAUCGGAAAGAAGAACACGGACAAGGAUGGCAAUGCCCAGACCACGGACUUCAUGGCCAGGAACGGCUUCGAGUAUGGCGCGCUCUAUGGCUUCGCCGUGGACUGCAAUGCUGUGAAUCCUUCGCGAGACAGCUGGCACCAGUCAGCCUCUGCUGGUGACACCGUGACCGGUGCCUUCUACAAGCUCCGUUGGCAGGCGCAGCGGGGCACGGUGGAGAGCUUCGAAAAAGACGGAAGCUGGGAGUUCCAGGAUGCUCCCGCGGGCGCUCCGGACGGCUGGUGCUUUUGGAAUUCCAAUGGCAAAGACAGUCGGGGGGCCAAGACGGAGCACGUGUCCCCAGACCCCAGGGGCGGCCAGCGCGUCUUGCAGGGCUCCACGGCAGGCUACUUCGGGAUCUACGAUUUCCAGGGCCUGCCCACGCUGUUGUCAAAUGGCAUGCCGGACUCCAUCCCGGCAACCUACACAGUGCAUCAGCCCGAGUCCAACGUUGUCGACCUCAUUGAGCUGGGCGGUGCUGGCCUCCGUGCGGACGGCAACAACCAGACCAUGAUGCACGACAGAAGCCGUGACAAGACCACUUUCGAGGACGUGGAUGGCAUGGAGUGGAUUGCUGCAGCGAAUGGGGAAGAUUACUUCGUGAUCCAUGAGGAUGGUGGGAACUUGUACGGUGAGCGCAAGUUCCUGGCCAAAGUGGGUGUCCCCAUGAAGUAUUACUUCGUGGCACAGAGUGGCGGCAGCCAAAACACCCGCGAACUGGCCAGCAUCAGCUCGGUGGCUAGCGUGCAUGGCAGGGCCACGUCCCAUGAGUUCUCCGGUGCCUUCGACCUCUCCGGGCUGCUCCGCAAGGAUGCGGCUGGCAACUUCGAGCUAACGGUGGGGGACGUCACCGGCAAGAAGCGAGCGCUGGAGGCCGCCACGCCCAUCAACGAGAAGAUCAUCGCAGUGAACCUGCAGGCACACAGCAACAAUGCCGGCUGGGCUGACACCUUCAAGACGGACCGUGUGGCUCAGGUCCUGGCAUACAAGCCAAGGGUGCAGCUUGAAGCAGACAUCGUCGCAACCGCCGGUGCGGAUGCCACCGUGACCCUGCUUCUUGACGGUAUGGAGGAGAGUUCCAGCUCUGACAAUGAUAUUGCAAGCAACUCCGUGAUGGGCCAGUGCCCGAACCAUCCUCACCUGGAUCUGUGCUCUGCCUCGACAACCGCAGAAGACAUGGACGUCAACGGUGGAGGUCGCAACUCAGCCUGGAUGGCAUGGGCUCUGCCUUUGCUGGCCGCUCGACCCUCCUUUGUCACUGCUUUUUUCGCUCUCGCUGUGGCAACGGGUGCAGAUGCCCAGAGCGGAAUGUCCUGUGGCAACAUCCGCACUUUCUACCAAGCCCAGAGCUGUUGCGGGGAGUCGGAGCGGGCUCUCGACUUCAGCAGCAGCGAAGGCAGCAGCUUCAGCAACUCAGUUUGUGAGUCUGGCAGCCCGGUGGGGGUGUGCCACUGCGAGAAGGCCAUGCAGCUGCUGUCGCAGGUGGAUGGCGUGCAGUUCCCGGUCGAGUUCUGUGCCCACAUGGCUGCUGUGAAGCCCGUUGGCUUUCAUGACCAGCCUAUCUGUGAGGCUUCGGAUGCCGGCAACAAUGCUGCUUAUUUGGUGGACGGCAUGGCCGGCAACACCAACUUCCCACAUGGCAACAUCAAGGUGCUGGCGACCGUGGGCGAGGUCGAUCCCACGACAGGUGCCAUGCUCACAGGCUGUACUGUUCAAACGAAGCGUGGCGUCCCAGACGGCCUGGGGGCAUACCUGAAGGAUGCUAGCACGGUGCGGCUGAUCUAUCAGAGCGAAGCAUAUGGCCAGCCGCAUGAGCCGCAGAAAGACACCGGGCUUGUGACAUCCAACCCGGAGUCCUUCCCCUGGGCGGUGAACAGCAAGAGUGCUAGCUUCACCGGGUCUCACAUCCACUACAUCGACUACGAUCGCAGCAUGCUGGCCAGCUUCAUGGACGACAACGCGCCUUCCAAAGCGCAAGGCAUGGUGAAAGGAGCAGGCAAUGCCGUGAGCAAGGCCUACAACCUGAAGCGGGAGCUUGUGGGGCCGCGGAAUCGCACGGGCGACGGCCUCCAGCCCACCACUUCCAAUGUGCACGAGAGCAACGUGGACGUGAACGGCAAUUACAUCGUCGGGAGCACCGCCACAGCUCCCAGCAAAGCGGAUUGGCUCAUGCAGUCCCUCUGCUCGGCACACCUGGAGGUGAGGCACCAGUGGGGAAAUGGCAUGGGCGUUGAGGACGACCUCUUCAUCACCAAUGAGGAGUGGAUCACUUACCCUACGGACUCCAUGCCCAUUGGUUUGCCCGUGCAUGUCUUGAACCUGGCGACAGGCGAGCUUUGGGCCACGGCGGCUUUCACUCUCGGUGGCCAUGAGAAGGUGGUGGAAGUGAACAGCGGUCACAGAGACUACGUGGCCUUCGUGCCUUCAGGCUACAACGGCGCCUUUGGUCUUUCCGACGACUCUGCUGUGCUCGCUGCCCGCAACGCCGCGUAUAGCAGGACGGAUGGCAAUCCAUACGUGUAUCCGCAAGACAUCGUGCCUACGAAGCUCUACAUCGGAAAGAAGAACACGGACAAGGAUGGCAAUGCCCAGACCACGGACUUCAUGGCCAGGAACGGCUUCGAGUAUGGCGCGCUCUAUGGCUUCGCCGUGGACUGCAAUGCUGUGAAUCCUUCGCGAGACAGCUGGCACCAGUCAGCGCAGCGGGGCACGGUGGAGAGCUUCGAAAAAGACGGAAGCUGGGAGUUCCAGGAUGCUCCCGCGGGCGCUCCGGACGGCUGGUGCUUUUGGAAUUCCAAUGGCAAAGACAGUCGGGGGGCCAAGACGGAGCACGUGUCCCCAGACCCCAGGGGCGGCCAGCGCGUCUUGCAGGGCUCCACGGCAGGCUACUUCGGGAUCUACGAUUUCCAGGGCCUGCCCACGCUGUUGUCAAAUGGCAUGCCGGACUCCAUCCCGGCAACCUACACAGUGCAUCAGCCCGAGUCCAACGUUGUCGACCUCAUUGAGCUGGGCGGUGCUGGCCUCCGUGCGGACGGCAACAACCAGACCAUGAUGCACGACAGAAGCCGUGACAAGACCACUUUCGAGGACGUGGAUGGCAUGGAGUGGAUUGCUGCAGCGAAUGGGGAAGAUUACUUCGUGAUCCAUGAGGAUGGUGGGAACUUGUACGGUGAGCGCAAGUUCCUGGCCAAAGUGGGUGUCCCCAUGAAGUAUUACUUCGUGGCACAGAGUGGCGGCAGCCAAAACACCCGCGAACUGGCCAGCAUCAGCUCGGUGGCUGGCGUGCAUGGCAGGGCCACGUCCCAUGAGUUCUCCGGUGCCUUCGACCUCUCCGGGCUGCUCCGCAAGGAUGCGGCUGGCAACUUCGAGCUGACGGUGGGGGACGUCACCGGCAAGAAGCGAGCGCUGGAGGCCGCCACGCCCGUCAACGAGAAGAUCAUCGCAGUGAACCUGCAGGCACACAGCAACAAUGCCGGCUGGGCUGACACCUUCAAGACGGACCGUGUGGCUCAGGUCCUGGCAUACAAGCCAAGGGUGCCUGCGUAG